AUGUUUAAAGUAGAAGAAAAAGGAGCUGCAGAUGGAAGAGAUGAUUAUACGGAAGAUGGGACUGUGGACAUCAAGGGCAAUCCUGUCUUAAGAUCGAAGUCAGGAAGAUGGAGAGCCUGUUCCUUUAUGUUAGGGUAUGAGGUGUUUGAGAGGAUGGCAUACUAUGGGAUAGCAUCAAAUCUAGUUUUGUAUUUGACAAGGAAGCUCCAUGAAGGCACUGUAACAUCUUCAAACAACGUCACCAACUGGGUUGGUACUGUCUGGAUAUUGCCUAUUUUUGGUGCUUACAUUGCAGAUGCUCAUCUGGGAAGAUACUGGACUUUUGUCAUUGCAUCAGGAAUUUAUUUACUGGGAAUGUCCCUAUUAACCCUGGCUGUUUCGGUGCCUGCCCUGAGGCCUCCAUCCUGCGGUCAUGGCACCAAAGAAAUGGGAUGUGACGAAACGGCGUCAGCCUUACAAAAGGGCAUAUUCUAUGGUGCACUAUACAUAAUAGCAGCUGGUACUGGUGGAACCAAGCCUAACAUCUCUACCAUGGGGGCUGACCAAUUCGACAAUUUUGAACCCAAGGAAAGGGAACAUAAGCUUUCAUUCUUCAACUGGUGGAUGUUCAGUAUUUUCUUUGGCACCCUUUUCUCAAACACAUUCUUGGUAUACAUACAAGACAAUGUAGGUUGGGCCCUUGGCUAUGGCCUUCCUACCUUGGGGCUUGCGCUUUCGAUCAUUGUGUUCUUGACAGGCAGUCCAUUCUACAGGCACAAAUUUCCUGCAGGGAGUCCAUUCACCAGGAUUGUAAGAGUACUUGUCGCUGCUAUUAGGAAAUGGAAGGUUCCUGUCCCAAAUGACCCAAAAGAGCUUCAUGAACUCGGUAUAGAAGAGUAUGCUAAAUCUGUCAAAUAUAGAAUUGACCACACCAAUUCCUUAAGAUUACUUGACAAAGCUGCUGUAAAGACCGGACCAACCUCACCUUGGAUGCUUUGUCCUGUGACCCAAGUUGAAGAAACCAAACAAAUGAUAAAAAUGCUGCCUGUUUUGGGAGUCUCAUUCAUACCUAGUGCCAUGGUAGCUCAAUUAAGCACAUUAUUCAUCAAACAAGGCACAACCUUAGACAGAAGCAUGGGACCCCAUUUCGAAAUCCCUCCUGCAUGUCUGGGAGCAUUCGUGACUAUCUUCAUGCUGAUAAGCCUUGUCUUGUAUGAUCGUUUCUUGGUACCAAUAGCUAGGCGCUAUACAAAAAACCCAAGAGGGAUUAGUUUGCUGCAAAGAUUGGGGAUUGGUCUAAUCUUGCAUAUUAUUGUCAUGAUCAUAGCUUUCCUAGCUGAAAGGAAAAGACUUCAUGUUGCAAGAGAGCAUAAUAUUAUAGGUAAACAAGAUGUAGUGCCUCUCAGCAUUUUUAUUCUCCUCCCUCAGUAUGCUUUAGUAGGGAUUUCUGAUACUUUUUUGGAAGUAGCCAAGCUAGAGUUUUUCUAUGACCAGGCACCGGAAGGUAUGAAAAGCUUAGGGACUUCAUAUUUCUGUAGCAGCAUUGGAAUUGGGAGUUACCUUAGCAGCUUUAUCCUGUCAACAGUUUCUGACAUCACUAAGAAGAAUGGCCAUAAAGGGUGGAUUUUGGAUAAUCUAAAUCUCUCUCGCAUAGACUAUUAUUAUGCAUUCUUGGCCAUCUUGGGCUUCCUCAACUUCCUCCUCUUUUUGAUUGUGGCAAAGAACUUUGUUUAUAAAGGCGACAUGGACUCCAAAAGGGAUCUGCAGGGAGCAAUGGAAACUUCCUCCAGCAAAAGUCCAGUGCAAGACUCGUAG
This is a messenger RNA of Dovyalis caffra, 1794 nucleotides long. Lineage: Eukaryota; Viridiplantae; Streptophyta; Magnoliopsida; Malpighiales; Salicaceae. The record is from the annotation of a GenBank genome assembly.